Loxodonta africana (African savanna elephant) is the source of this 3130-nucleotide messenger RNA. It is a transcript of the gene SOX12, whose product is annotated as SRY-box transcription factor 12. Gene Ontology annotation, biological process: cell differentiation; anatomical structure morphogenesis; negative regulation of transcription by RNA polymerase II. Bases 366 to 1307 code for a protein of 313 amino acids. The record is from RefSeq and is a predicted model, not a curated record. NCBI's taxonomy places the organism in Eukaryota, Metazoa, Chordata, Mammalia, Proboscidea, Elephantidae. The transcript has a single exon. Gene Ontology annotation, molecular function: RNA polymerase II cis-regulatory region sequence-specific DNA binding; DNA-binding transcription factor activity, RNA polymerase II-specific.
AGAAAGACACUGGGUAGCGGCGGGGCGGGGAGCUGCGCCGGUGAAGGCGGCCGCAAGGAGAGCCCGCGGGGCCCCGGGGCCGGCGAUUCCUCCGCCCCCGCAAAACAAUGUGUGGCGUGCAGCGGGACCCAACUUGCCGGAGGCGGCGGGGGCGCGCCGAGCCCGCCUGAGCCCGCGCUGCUGACCCUCUCCCCCCGCCGUCCGUUGGGCCGGAGCGCCCAGCUCCUCGCUCCCCAGCUCGUGGGGGCCGGGCCGAGCCACGGGGCGGAGCCGCCCCUCCGUCGCCGCUGCCUCCUCCCCCACCCCCAGCCGCGGAGGAUGCUGACGGCCCCCGGCGGCGUCUAGCGGCCCCGGGCCCAGGCGCGAUGGUGCAGCAACGGGGCGCGAGGGCCAAGCGGGACGGCGGGCCUCCGCCCCCGGGGCCCGGGACUACCGAGGAGGGGGCGCGCGAGCCCGGCUGGUGCAAGACCCCGAGCGGCCACAUCAAGAGGCCGAUGAACGCGUUCAUGGUGUGGUCGCAGCACGAACGGCGGAAGAUCAUGGACCAGUGGCCCGACAUGCACAACGCCGAGAUCUCCAAGCGCCUGGGCCGCCGCUGGCAGCUGCUGCAGGACUCGGAGAAGAUCCCGUUCGUGCGGGAGGCGGAGCGGCUGCGCCUCAAGCACAUGGCGGAUUACCCGGACUACAAGUACCGGCCGCGCAAAAAGAGCAAGGGGGCGCCCGCCAAGGCGCGGCCCCGCCCCCCCGGCGGCGGCGGCGGCAGCAGGCUCAAGCCCGGGGCGCAGCUGCCCGGCCGCGGGGGCCGCCGAGCGGCCGUAGGGCCCUUGGGGGGCGGCGCGGCGGCGCCCGAGGAGGACGACGACGACGACGACGAGGAGCUGCUGGAGGUGCGCCUGGUCGAGACCCCCGGGCGGGAGCUGUGGAGGAUGGUCCCGGCGGGGCGGGCCGCCCGGGGACCGGUGGAGCGCGCCCAGGGGCCGUCGGGCGAGGGGACCGCAGCCACCGCCGCCUCCCCGACACCGUCGGAGGACGAGGAGCCGGAGGAAGAGGAGGAGGAGGGGGCGGCAGCGGAGGAAGGCGAGGAGGAGACGGUGGCGUCGGGCGAGGAGUCGCUGGGCUUUCUGACCAGGCUGCCCCCCGGGCCCGCCGGCCUGGACUGCAGCUCCCUGGACCGCGAUCCGGACCUGCCGCCCCCAUCGGGCACGUCGCACUUCGAGUUCCCGGACUACUGCACCCCCGAGGUCACCGAGAUGAUCGCGGGGGACUGGCGCCCGUCUAGCAUCGCCGACCUGGUUUUCACCUACUGAGCCCACCGUCAGCGGGGCGCGCACGCCCCCAAACCAGCUGUUUACAUACAGGAAUCAGGUAUUGGGGCCCCUCGGAGGCCGAGGCUGGCACCCCAUCUCCCGCGCAGCCUCCCCCCUCCCAGACGUGCCCAUCCCCCCUCAGAUCCAGACGUGCCCUUCCCCCGCAGACACACCCCAAGGCUGCCCAUCCCCCACCCCGACUUCGACACGGACGCCCCUCCCCAUCUUGCCCUCUCCCGCACUGCCACCAGCAGCCACCCCCUCCGGCACACCUCCCGUCCUCUCCUAGGGACCUGCACCCCUCCCCCACUUUGCACACGCCCCUCCUCGUGGCCGGAGGACACGCCCCCCGCUGCUCCCGAAUCCCUCCGCCUUUGCCCAGCCCGCUCCCUUCUCUCGGUUCUGGGGGCUCUGCGGCUGGGCGCAUCUCGCGCUCCUCCCAUUCCCCGCCCCUCCCGAGGGGGGAGGGGCGCGCUCUUUAUCCCCGAAGGGUUAGGCCCCGCCCCCUCCUCGCGCAUGCCUAGUGCUUCCUGGGAGGAGGGGGCUGGUUCCCGCAGAGCCGCACGCCUCCGCCGCCUGCUCGGGGAAGAAGUGGGGCGGGUGGAGCGUGAUCCUGAGAAAUCUUUUGAUCCCGGAGCCGCGGCGCUUCCUCUCAACCCGACGGGGCGUCUCUGCCUUAUUGGGAGGAGCACUGGGAAGGGGAGAAAGAGGCUAGUUGGUCUGAUGGGUAUGUUUAGAACCUGGAGCUUCCCUGAGUGGCAUAGUCUGUCUUCUCUUAGGGGUUACCCGUAGCCUAUUUUGGUCCCUAGCAACGUCUCCUUUCCCCACCUGGGAACUGAGGGUAGGAUCUUUUAUUGGAACCCCACCAAGAGAAGAAGGGGCUGCCCGAGAAAACUCAGAAUCAGGAGACCUACCAGAGUGUUGGGGCACCGGUCCCCUGCCGCUCCCUUCCCCCUGGAGAAACGCCCUAUCACCUCAAGGUACCCUCCCGACCGGGGCCCCUCCCUAAGCCUCUGCCCCCUCCAGUCACCCAAGUCCCCUGUCAAUAUCCACAGCCACAGUAUUCAGUGGGAGAAACUGAGGCACGUUGGUGCUAUGGGGUUGAGACUGAGGUAUAACAGAUGAGGUGGCAGGAAGAGCUGCGCUUUUAAACAGCUGACUUGAGAGGGACCGUCGACUGGACCCAGUAAAAUCGAGACGGUGCAGUCAGAGUAGCGUAGGUGGGCCAUUUGCACCUCAGUUUUUCCACGUGAGAAAUGGGGGUAGGAGCAAAUGCUGUCCAGCUCAGGGUGCUCUCAGGUCCCUGCCCCUGAUGCUAUUACUCCUUGAUUCCAACUCCUUGCUGAAGCCCCGCCCCUCCGACCUCCCCACACCCCCUUUGUCCUCACUACCUGUAUCUCACCGGCCGUGUGUUCACCCUCGGGGUGGUGCACACACUCAUUCACACACACAAAUCUCAGGAACAAACGGUCCCAGAGUCCUCCGGGACCCCUGCCCAGGGUCUCUGCAGGUCUCUGCCCCACGCGUUCCCAUCGCUGACAAAGCCACCAGCUGCCUCCUUUAAGCUUGGUGCUCCGGCUCUGGGCCUUUCUCGCGCGCGCUCUUUCUUUCUCUCUUUUAUAACGAAAAUAACAAAAAAAAGACAAUGGAAAAAAAAAAAGCAAACGGAAAAUGUCAUGUGAGUGAAGAGGUGUCACUGUCUGUGGUCUUGGAGAACUAGUCUUGUAGCUGAGGGGAGGGGUCCCUCCAUCUGGGGCACUGGCACCCACAGCAGGACUUGUGCCAGUCUGAUGCCAGGACUGAAUAAAGUGUAUUUGCCCCGA